UGGCUGCUGCUGAGAUCAAAAGGAAAGCAGAGUAAACGUGGCAGUUCUGGGAGAGGCAUCUCACGUCCUUGCUGUGGUCUGCAGGUGGAAGCUGCUUACGAGGAGUGGGUAAGAAACCCUUUGGGGACCAGGGCCUAUGAAAUACAGGUGCUGCUGGGGAUUUGGUCCACUGAAGCCUCCAGAAAGGACUUUACAGAAAGGAGAACAGGAUCAAGGAUGACCCAGAACUGACCACUAGCUCUGCCUACACUCAGGUUCCUGAGGUAGUCAUGUUCAGUGGGGAAGAUGAACCAAGGAACUGUGUGGUAUGUGGUGACCGAGCCACGGGCUACCAUUUCCACGCCUUGACUUGUGAAGGCUGCAAGGGUUUCUUCAGACGAACCGUCAACAAACAUCCUGGUCUCACCUGCCCCUUUGCUGGAAGCUGUGAGGUUAGCAGGGCCCAGAGGCGCCAUUGCCCAGCCUGCAGGUUGCACAAGUGUCUCGCUGCUGGCAUGCGAAAAGACAUGAUAAUGUCAGCCGAAGCCCUGGCCUUGCGGAGAGCAAAGCAGGCCCAGCGGCGGGCCCAGCAAACACCUGUGCAGCUGAGUAAGGAGCAGAAAGAACUGGUCCAGAUACUCCUGGGGGCCCAUACCCGCCACAUGGGCACCAUGUUUGAACAAUUUGUGCAUUUCAAGCCUCCAGCGUAUCUAUUCAUCCACCACCAGCCCUCGCCCACCCUGGUCCCUGCACUGCCUUUGCUAACACACUUUGCGGAUAUCAACACUUACAUGGUGCAGCAAAUCAUCAAAUUCACCAAGGAUCUGCCCCUAUUCCGAUCCCUGCUCAUAGAGGACCAGAUCUACCUCCUCAAGGGAGCUGCCGUGGAAAUCUGUCACAUCAUACUCAACACCACUUUCUGUCUCCAAACACAAAACUUCUUCUGUGGACCUCUUCGCUACACAAUGGAAGAUGGAGCCCACUUGGGCUUCCAGGAGGAGUUCUUGGAGUUGCUCUUUCGCUUCCACGGGACGCUGCGACGACUCCAGCUGCAGGAGCCCGAGUAUGUGCUCAUGGCUGCCAUGGCGCUCUUCUCUCCUGCUCUCUAUCUUGCAGACCGACCUGGAAUUACUCAGAGAGAAGAGAUUAAUCAGCUGCAAGAAGAGAUGGCCUUGACUCUGGACAGCUACAUCAAAGGCCAGCAGCCGCAGCCUCGGGAUAGGUUUCUGUACCCGAAGCUGCUGGGACUGUUGGUCGAGCUUCGCAGCAUCAACAAUGCGUACCGGUACCAGAUACAGCACAUCCAGGGACUGUGGGCCUUGAUGCCGCUGCUUCAGGAGAUCUGCAGCUGAGGCCGGGCUCGGUGCCCUCCCCAGCCCCACCUGCACACCCUGGA
Molecule: messenger RNA, 1375 nt
Organism: Ochotona curzoniae (black-lipped pika)
Lineage: Eukaryota; Metazoa; Chordata; Mammalia; Lagomorpha; Ochotonidae
Gene: NR1I3
Product: nuclear receptor subfamily 1 group I member 3
Exons: 8
Coding region: 270-1331 (353 amino acids)
Biological process (GO): cell differentiation; positive regulation of transcription by RNA polymerase II; negative regulation of transcription by RNA polymerase II
Molecular function (GO): zinc ion binding; RNA polymerase II cis-regulatory region sequence-specific DNA binding; nuclear receptor activity
Source: RefSeq, a predicted model, not a curated record